Molecule: messenger RNA, 2461 nt
Organism: Drosophila grimshawi
Lineage: Eukaryota; Metazoa; Arthropoda; Insecta; Diptera; Drosophilidae
Gene: Cipc
Product: osteocalcin 2
Exons: 3
Coding region: 664-1539 (291 amino acids)
Source: RefSeq, a predicted model, not a curated record
AUUCAGUUUUGCGCUGUCGUUCCAUGCGCCUCGUCAGAGAAAGACAAUUCCGUUACAUCCCGCUGCAAGCGAACUCAAAGUCACACAACAUUUACGUACUUCGUGUCUGCCUCUGUGCCUCUGUGUGUGUAUGUGUGUGGUGGGUUAGAGUUGCUAACAUUGUCUCUGUGUCUGUGUAUUGGAACGUGUGUGUGUGUGUGUGUGUGUUAGGUGCGGUCGUGUCUAACGCGUAACGAAAGCGAAAGUUCUGUUUGCCCGCGUGUUGUUAACAGCAGCGUCGCCGUCCAAUAGUUGCACACACGUCGCAGUCGCAGCCGCAGUCGCAGUUGGCGUCGCAUUCGUUAUUGUUGUUGUUGUUGAAAAGAGCUACAAAAUAGAAUAGAUUAAAAGCGUGCGAAAACAAAAGGAAUGCUCAUUAGUUCGAAUGAGCGUGCUAUAAAUUAAAUAAAACGUGCUUAUGCUGUGGCAUCCUAUCUCUCUUUCUCUCUCCCUCUCUCUGUCUUGCCUGUGCGUGUGUGAGUUAGUGUGUGGUUACAACAAAUUACCAGCCUAGCAAAAUAAAAAAGAAGCAAGCAGCAGCGGCAAACAGCUGUUAAGCUAAAAACAACGAUUAACGCAAAACAUUCCUGCUAAAAACUCCCUCAAGCAAAGCCAACGGUUCCAAUGGCGCCCACAGUCUGCUCCGAGAAGGAGGCGCGACGACGCAGCAACAUGGGCGUGGCACACGCAAAUGCUUCAACAGCUUCCUCGUCAGAGGCUGCAGCCACACAGACUAGUUCCGUGCUGAGAUAUAUUGCCAAAGGUUCGACGCACUCGGCGGGUCGUUUGCCACACCGCCGUGGCCUCAGGCUGCCCCACAGACUGCAACAGCAGGCGAAGCGCGUGACAUCAGCAUCGAGUGGAGCUGGUGGGGAGACAAAGUCAAAGCAAGUGGAGCUCAUGGAGUUCGAUGAUUGCAAUGAGACGAGCACGCAGAUAGCACGCAUACAUUCCAGCAGCAGUACUAGCAGCAGCAGCAGUACCAGCAGCAGCAGCAGUAGUAGCAGCAGCAGCAGCAGCAAUAGCAGCAGCAGCAGCAGCUGUAGCAAAAGCAGCAACAACAAUAUUAAAACAGUAUUACAACCCACAGCUGCUAACAGUAAUAGCAGCAACUGCGGUGGCAAUGCAACUAGUAAGACAUCAAUAGCCAAACACUGUGAUCAUGUUUCAAGCAUGGAGGAGGACGAUGACGAUGACGAUGAGAAGGAGGAGGAGGAUCAGAGCGAUGGUGACAGUGGCUAUGAGUUUGCCCUCGAGCCAAUUAAGCAGCAGCAACAAUACCACACACACCACGAGGGCCUGCUCUCCAUAGCCGUUAAGACUAUCAGGCUGGUGCAGCGCAAUAAAUUGCUGCAGAAGCGAUUGGCACAGCUGCAGCUGGAGACAUCCGAGUUCAUUGCCUCGGUGCUGGCCAAUCCCGAGAAUAGGCAUUUUCGUGAGAAAAUCACGUCCAAAGCGGACGCGGCCAAUAAAAUGAGCAACAUGUUGUUGCGCCACUAAGCGAUGCACAAUACAAAAACUGCUGCAUACUUUUGGGUGUUUGCCGGAAAACGCCGUGUUUCAAUGUGUCACAGAAAUACAUUCGACUCGAAAGAAUUGAAAAAAUAUUGUAGGAUUCGCAGGAAUACGAAUGAAUAAAAGAUAUCAAAAAACAUAACGUUUGCAAUCAGAAAAUUAAACGAAAAAUACUUUAAAUUCAAGUUUGCUUAAAAAUAAUAAGAUUUUUGCUUCCAAUGGAUGAUUUUUGUGACACGCGGGAUUGAGUUUUGAGCAAUUCGUACUGAUUACAUUAAAGAAAUAACAAGUGUAAGUUUAAUAUUUGAAUAUAAACAAAACAAAGAUCAGAAAUAAUGCAUAAAGAUAUACAUCAAAAUAUUUGUGACAGAUAUGAAAAGUCAAGAAUGAAAUACUUUUAUGUAGUUGCUAAGUAUGUUUAUGUUCAACAUUUUGUACAUCCAACAAUUAAUUCAUAAAUACAUAUUUAAAAACUUUAGUAAUAUAUAUUUUAGUGCUAUAGGUUUACACAAAAGAUACAACUGGCAUAAUCAUUUUCCAACUAUUACGCUUUACGCUUUAUACAAAGAGUUGCAUUAAGUUAACAAAGAAAUUUCAAUGCCAAGCAAUUUAUUUAUUAAAUCUAAGCGUAGGAAGCCAAUAUACGUAAUUAAUUGAUCGUCAGAAUUCAUUACCAAUAAUUAAUAUACUAUAUCAUAAGUUCACAUGGAAACCAAAACAGUUCAAGCAUAACUUAUUGGAAUUCUUACAUUUAAAUUCACUCCCAUAUAUUUAUGAUAUUGUAACAUUUGUUUUUAAUUUUCUACUUCCCUAAAUGUUAUAAUAAUCAAUUUAUAGUAAAUAGAGAAAAACUUGAAUAAUCAAAAUACAAAUUUUAAAUAAAUUUCAUUUUAUUGAAGUGAAACAA